UUGAAGCAAGCGGAAGCGGAAGUUGCUGCCAGUCCUGAAUAUGGCUGCCAGAUUGGGGUUAUCGACAGCUGUGAAUAGAUGGAGCGUAGUUAAAGCACACAGUAUGAUUAUUUUAUUAUUGCUGCAUUGCUAUGUGUUUCCGCUAUAUGGGUACCUGAACUCUGAACAAACUAAUCACUAUUCUACAUACAUCAGGGAAGCUCAGCCGCCACAGUCUCCUGCAUCUCCUACUGUUACAACAUCAGCAGCACUUACCAUAGAUGGGUGUCCAAGCUCAGGAUUGUGUACAAAACUACCUGCUUCCUGCAUCACUUGCAAAACAAAUUAUUCCUGUGUAUAUGGCAAGCCAGUUACCUUUGAAUGCAAAACCAAGCCUUCUGUACAUUGUGUGGAUGACCUAGGCAGUGGACAGACAUCUUUCUUUUUGACAAUGACUUGUCAAUUUUGCUGGCAGUUACCACCCUCAGAUUAUAAGUGUGCCAGCUCCACUAACUGCAUGACAGUGUCCUGCCCUCGAAAGCGAUAUAGCACCAAUUGUACUGUAUAUGAUCACGUUCACUGCCUUGGGAACCGUACAUUCCCAAAGAUGAUGUUUUGCAAUUGGACUGGUGGUUAUAAGUGGUCAACAGCUUUAGCAUUAAGCAUCACUCUUGGUGGAUUUGGUGCUGAUCGAUUCUACCUUGGCCAGUGGAGAGAAGGACUGGGCAAACUUUUUAGUUUUGGAGGUCUGGGAAUCUGGACACUUAUUGAUGUGCUACUUAUUGGGGUUGGAUAUGUGGGACCAGCAGAUGGCUCACUCUACAUCUGAACUGAUGGAGAAAUGAACACCUGGAAAGUGAGGGCUCCUCGCCACCCCCCAAAAGGCAUGCUGGAUUUAAAAAUACCUUAAGGUGUACAUAAAUUAAAUAAAGUGAAGAGGUAGCAUCAGUCUUGAAAAAUGUUAGCAGUGGAAUUAAAAUGACAGCCUUGUUGUUCUUGUCCUGAUCAAUCUGAUGGAAGAAGAGUAACUGAGCUUUUACUAGUUUAAAAAAAAAAAAAAAAGAUUGGAGAAUAUUGUCAAUUUUCUCACUUCAGGAAAACUGGAUGCAGUUAUCUGAAAUACAGGAAACACCAGGUAAGUUAGGAAGUAUUCAAAACUCAAGUAUUCAAAUAACAAACCUCUCACACAAACAGUUUUCUGCUGUGCUGCAAAAGCAAAAUGUUGGUGGUAUGAGUAGAAAUGAAAUGAAAUCCUUGACACAAGAUAAUGUAUUUGAUCAAAGAUAACAUACUUAAUUUUGUAUGCCAUUUUUAUUUAAAAAGCAAGACAUGUUUAAUAUUAUCGUGGUUAAUGGUAAACUUUAAACCAUUAUGUUAAUUUGGCACCUUGCACAGAAAAUUAAACUUCAAAUAGUAUGAUGUUAAAAUAAGCUGGACUUUUAAGAUGGAACAGAAAUGAAAAGGACAUCUCUACAUUGUAUAUCAUUGUCUGUUUUUGGUGUAGCUGUUACAUUAAAGUAUAUGCUCAUGGCUCUUGUAAGAGUUAAUAUACCUGCUGUGAGCGUUCAAGUGUAUAGGUUUGUAAAUACAUGUAAAUAAAAUAAUUUGUUUUAUAGA
Molecule: messenger RNA, 1596 nt
Organism: Polypterus senegalus (gray bichir)
Lineage: Eukaryota; Metazoa; Chordata; Cladistia; Polypteriformes; Polypteridae
Gene: tm2d3
Product: TM2 domain containing 3
Exons: 6
Coding region: 41-808 (255 amino acids)
Source: RefSeq, a predicted model, not a curated record